Molecule: messenger RNA, 1015 nt
Organism: Pezoporus flaviventris
Lineage: Eukaryota; Metazoa; Chordata; Aves; Psittaciformes; Psittacidae
Gene: TERF2IP
Product: TERF2 interacting protein
Exons: 2
Coding region: 1-945 (314 amino acids)
Biological process (GO): telomere maintenance via telomere lengthening; regulation of DNA-templated transcription
Cellular component (GO): shelterin complex
Molecular function (GO): telomeric repeat DNA binding
Source: RefSeq, a predicted model, not a curated record
AUGGCGGACUGCUCGCGGUCGCUGUUCCUGUGCGACAACGGCAGCCCGAUGCGGUUCUACGUGCGGCCCGGGCGGGCCAAGCUGCGCCUGGCACCGCUCGUGCUGGCGGGCGGCGGGCGGCUCUGCCGCGUGCAGGAGCCGGGAGCCGUGCUCCUGGCGCAGCCCGGCGAGGCGGCGCCCGGCGGGGCCGUCUCCACCGACUACGUGACGGAGUGCGUGAGGCGCAACGAGCGGCUUCCGCUGGAGCCCUUCCGGCUGCCCGCCGCGCCGGCCGCCGCCGCCGCGCCGCGGGGCCGCUCGGCCUUCUCGGCGGCGGAGGACGCGGCGCUGGUGCGCGCCGUGCGCGAGCGCGGCGAGGAGCGGGCGCGCGGGCGCGCGCUGUGGCAGGAGCUGGAGCGCGCGGGGCUGAUGCGGCACAGCUGGCAGGCCAUGCGCGACCGCUACCUCAGGCACCUGCAGCGCGCGGGGCUCUUCGAGGCGGCGAACCGCGAGUUCGAGACCAUGGAGUCAAGAAAUGACGCCUCAGAAAUCUCAGGAGAACUUCCUACAAAAGAGAGAAUUUCCCCAGGAGAAACAGCAUCUGGUUUGAAAACUGUCCUGCAGGAGUCUGCUGGCCCUGACACCAGGUUACAGAUGGAAGAACAACCAACAAGCACUUGCUCUUCUUCCAGCACGGUGGCAGAUGCAGUAAAAACGAUGCAGUGCUUAAUGGAGAAAUCUAGCAUGGACCUGCUCACCGUCACACAGGCCUUUCUGAAAAACAGCGGUGAUGUGGAGGCUACUUUGCACUUCCUGCAGACGGGGCGACGCCGGGACGGGUACCCUGUGUGGAGCAGAGAGGAUGAUUUGGAAUUGCAAAAGGAUGAUGAGUCUGUCAGAAAUAAAUUGAUAGCAAAAUUUGGAGCUGAAAACAUAGCAAAGCGGAUAGCAUUUAGGAAGAGUUAGCUGGCAAAGCAGAGGGGAAUGGCUGAUGUAGGACUGUGCAGGAACUUAAAAAAAACCCUGGUCAUUUCAG